Rotaria sp. Silwood1 is the source of this 456-nucleotide messenger RNA. The record is from the annotation of a GenBank genome assembly. NCBI's taxonomy places the organism in Eukaryota, Metazoa, Rotifera, Eurotatoria, Philodinida, Philodinidae.
AUGAUCGUUAAUCAAGUAUUAUUGGGAAUAACAGGUUUUAUUACAUGUAUUUAUACAUUUUAUGUUAAAAAACAACAUGAUAAAAAUCCAAAAUAUCGAGCAUUAUGUGAUCUAGGACCAAAUGCAAGUUGUACACGAGUUUUAACUAGCAAAUAUGGUACUGGAUUUGGUAUAACAGAUGCUUUAUUUGGUAAAAAUAGUAAGAUGAAUGCAUCGAAUGGUAAUUUAGGUAUGAUUUUUUAUAUUUUACAAAUUAUUUUUGGUUUAAUACCAAUACCAUUAUUUACUAAAAUUGCUUUAAUUUCAUCUAUAUUAGCUUGUCUUGGUUCACUUUAUUUGGCUUAUAUACUUGCAUUUAUUCUUAAAGAUUUAUGUCUUGUUUGUGUUGCAACUUAUAUAAUAAAUGCUGGUCUUCUUUGGUCAAAUUAUCAAACGGUUUAUUAUUCCAGUUAUUAA